Plenodomus lingam JN3 is the source of this 4092-nucleotide messenger RNA. NCBI's taxonomy places the organism in Eukaryota, Fungi, Ascomycota, Dothideomycetes, Pleosporales, Leptosphaeriaceae. The record is from RefSeq and is a predicted model, not a curated record.
AUGUCGCUGCAGAUUGCUGUAGCUCAUACGGGCCAGCGCAUCGACGCUGAUCCAGUUGCCUUUGGCAGCGUCGAGGCGCUCAAGUACUGGAUCUCGACGGCGACGGACAUACCGCCGGAGUCGCAGGUCCUCUUAACCGCCCAAGGAAAGCAUGUGAAGCUGCAAGCCCUGUUGACAGAGGCCGCCAUACCGCCCACGCCUCUACCAGAUGCCUUUGUACCCGACGAACCGCCCAACACCCUCUCCAACAACACCGACCUGCGAGCAUGGCAAGCCCUCUUCCAGGCCCGCCGCGACUGGGCCUUUGCCCUACUCGAAAAGUCCCAUUCCAUGUCGCGCAUCGCGGCGAAACACUUUGCUGAGCAGGCGACCAUCGAAAAGGCGACACAGGUUGCAGUAGGAAACCACGACUCGCACAUCCGAUCGCUCGAGCAGAAACACAAAGCAGCCAAGGAGUGGUAUGACGGGGUUGAGAAGGAGGCCGGAGACAACCUUCGAAGACUGGAUGCCGAUUUUGGCCAGCUGGGCUCCAUUCCCGCGAAGCUCGAAUUUACCCAGUUCUUGGCCAAGGAAUUGCGAUCUGCUCAGACCGUACAGGGCGCUCGAAAGGCUUCACAAGGUCGGACAGCUUCACUUCAGGAAUUUCUUGAUGUAGACGCUAUCAAAAAGGCCACGGGCACGAGCAAGCGUGUGAGGGAGUCGUUUGGGAAGCGCAUAGGCGCCAUGAGCACACAGCUCGAGAGAAUCGGAGCAGAUUACAACGAACUACUCGGCGCAGUAGGGCAGAGCCAAAGUCGGUCCCUGGUCAACGAUUCUGAAGAGCCUGGUCGCCUGUACAACGAAAUCGAUGCAGUCGCCAAAAAGGUUGAAUCUGACUUUGAGCACGUCAUGGAAUUGGAAGCAAGCCCCAAAUCAGUCGCUCAAGUGUCCAAGAUGGCCCUGCUACACACGCGAAACUUUUUGCCAGCCAUGCAUGAAUACACGGCGGAGAUGAGCGAUCUCAUGCGGAGGGCUGUCGAGGCCAAGAAUACGGCUGUCCGAAACUCUGUGGAGAGUAUGCGUGGCAUCGCAGCCAUCGAGUCGGUCAUUGCAAGCAUGAGUGCAGAACUUGAGCAGAUUAGCAUACCUCAGGAUGGCGUAGCUGCUUUCGAACUCAUUUCUUUGGUCGGUCGAUUGCCCUACAUCUAUGGGACUCUGCUGGUCGAAGCCGUCCGCAGACGCGAAUGGAUGGAACGCGUGGAAAAGGAUACCUCGUCACUGGCCGAAGAAAUGGCGACGUUCCAAGAAGAGGAAGAGCGCCGACGCAAACGAUGGCUCAAGCCAAUCGCCGACGUGGUCAAUAUCGAGGCCGUCUCAAGUGGUUCAUUCGGCUUCGAGAUGAAUGUACAGCCUGAGAAGAAUACAUGGCCUGCAGUAACGCGAGAAGACCUCCAAGACUAUCUACAAAUCCUACAGGGCAUCGAGGGACAGUCAUCUGAGGCGGAGGCGCUCAGUCAAGCCAUCAAGGACCUCGAUCGUCCUACGAAACAGCAGAUCAAGCGAGCAAAGAACUUCAAGAUGGGCAGCGUCCACGAGCCUGCGUUUGGUAGAGCCUCGCUGCUCAUGGGACGAGGCGACGAGGAAUUGCGCCUGCUCAAGGAAGCAAACAGCAAGCUUGAGGAUGAGCUCAGAGGACACAGGAGCAGGGUUCGAAAAUUGGAAGAUCUACUGCACCGCCAGAACCACGUCAGUAGACUGUCGAUUGGAGGUGCGCCACACUUGUUUGGCCUCCCCAGCGAUCCGCCAACGCCUACCACGGAGAUGGCCUCCCCAAAACCAUAUGACGACAUGUCUCGCCGAUCCUCGGUGACAUCGCGACGGUUCUCUGCGAACCAAGGACAAGAAGACAAGCGCCGGAUCGUACGUCUAGAACAAGAACUAGCAGCAGAGAAAGAAGCUCGUGCUCUCCUAGAGAAGGCUGUACAGGCACGGAAAGACGAAGAUGUAGAGCAGCAGCGUCGCUUCGAGGAAGCCAUGUCUACCAAGAACAACAUUAUGGAAAACAUGAGAGCCCAACAGAAGGAGUUUGCGGAUGAGCGUCGCUCAUUGGAAAACGAGAUCCAGGCCUUGAAGUCUAGAAUCGAAGAGGCCGAGGAUGAGCUAGAUCGCGUUCUUGGAAGUCGCGAUCACGAGCGGACUGGGAUCGAUGCGAAGCUGCAAGAGCUCGUGAAGGAGUUGGGGAAGGCUCGCCAGGACGCGGCAAACCAGAGCCGUGAAGCUGAGGAGCGCAUUGCGAAGCUACAAGCUGAGCUUGAUGCGCAAGAGGCAACGAAGACGCAGGAACUAGAGACUCUUGCCACGACCUUCAAGCACCUCUCUCCCGACACGAGGGUGCCCGAGAGUCACGCCAAGCUCGUCGCACAGCUCGAAGAUUUGGCUUUGCGGUCACUCGAGCAUCAGAAAGAGCUCCAGCAAGCCGUGGCAAUGGCGAAGUCCGAAAACGAAAACACACACGCGAGACUAGAAGAGCGGGAGCGAGAGCUGAAGUCUGAAGUCGAGAAGCAGGAGAAGGCAUGUAUCCAGCUCCAGGAGCAACUAGACUCGCAGAUUGCAGCGCUUGGCUCAAUCACCGCAGAGCUCAAGGAUGAGCGUCAUCAUCUACACGAUCUCCGUACCAAGUUUGCCGAAGGCGAGACAGGCGCCGAAGCGCUACGAAAGCGAGUCGAAGAGGAAGAGGAAAAGGUUGGACAUCUACGAGCCGAGCUAGCGGAGAAGAGCUCGCAUGCGAAUAGCCUUGAGGUUGAGCUGAAGCGCGUGGAGAAGAAGCUUCUCGAGUACGAAGAGUUUGACUCAUCUCGCGCUCAUCAGCGCUUGGCUCGCGCAAAGGAACUGAGUCAACGUCUCUACGCACAGCACGAACGUCUUAUUCGCUUGCUGGAAGCCCUUGGGUUUGUCAUCACCCAUGAAAACGGCGACAUGGUGCUGCAGCGAGCAUCUAAGCUGAGCAACAGCACGGUCAUGACGGACACGAAUGGUGGACUCAGUCGGAGUGCGACAACGCCUUCACCUACGCCACUCAAGCGUUUCCUAGAAGACAUUGGGGACCUGUCGUUCUUGCAAUGGAGUGAAUCAGCUACACCAGAAGAGGAAGAUCGUCGCUACCAAGACUUCAUAGCGAGGCUCAAUCUCUUCAACGUUGAGACGUUUAGUGAUGCCGUCGCAAAGCGAAUGCGCGACAUGGAACACACGGCACGAAAGUGGCAGAAGGAGGCUCGCGCAUACCGCGACAAGGCGCACCGCUUCCAGGCCGAUUCGAACGAGAAGAUUGCCUACCGCUCGUUCAAGGAGGGCGACCUUGCGCUCUUCCUGCCCACCCGCAACAAUGCCCAUCGUCCAUGGGCCGCCUUCAACGUAGGCGCGCCUCAUUUCUUCCUCCGCGAACAAGACUCGCACCGCUUGCACGGAAAAGAGUGGUUAGUGGCACGCAUAUCCAAGGUGCAAGAGCGCGUGGUCGACCUAUCCAAGACACUGGAUGGUGCACCACGGGCUUCCAUUGACGGACAAUCCAUUGCUUCCAGCAACGCUGUGUCGUUUGAGGAUGACAACCCCUUUGAGCUAUCGGACGGACUGCGAUGGUACCUGCUCGACGCGACCGAGGAAAAGCCCAUGGCCCCCGGGACACCCGGCAUCAAGGGCGCGGUGACAGUCAAGAGCAGUCUCGAAACAACCCAAGGCGAGAUGCAAAAACUCAAGAAGAAAUCCGCCACCGACCCAGCCACCCAACUGGGCAAAUCCCUCGACAGCCGCCGCAGCAGCGGCACCAGCAGCAGAAAAGCUGCCGUCGCCAGCACCCGGCCCCAAGCCGAAACCACACUCCACUCCCCGAGCGACCCCCCAGACUCGAGCCCGCACUCGACGACGGCGACUAGAGGCGGCAGCCCCGCAAACACAAACCCCCACGGUCCCAGCCACCUCCGCCACAGCUCGAGCACCACCCAUAUCCUGGACAGACAAGCGGAGGAUCAAAACGGAGCAUCUGUGCGCCAAGACCAGCUCUGGGGUCCCCCAUUCUCUAUCCUCGUCGUCGCCGCCACCACCACCACCGCGACGUAA